Camelus dromedarius (Arabian camel) is the source of this 1702-nucleotide messenger RNA. RefSeq names its product centromere protein O (gene CENPO). Bases 193 to 1095 code for a protein of 300 amino acids. Lineage: Eukaryota; Metazoa; Chordata; Mammalia; Artiodactyla; Camelidae. The transcript is spliced from 9 exons. The record is from RefSeq and is a predicted model, not a curated record. Gene Ontology annotation, cellular component: Mis6-Sim4 complex; kinetochore.
AGGGAGGGGCCCCGAGCGCCGCCAUGUCUUUGUACGGCUGGAGCGCAAAGCACUCUGGGACCGGCUGGCUCGGGUUUGAAGGCAAAGACGGCGGGAAGUCUUGGCCCUGGCCUGAGUGAGCAAGAGGAAAGGAGGAAAACCCUAUGACUGGUGCCUGGACAACUUCAUAGGCAGGCGCCUGGAAAUCUGGAUAUGGAGCUGGCGAAUGCUCAAAGUCAGGACGGCGAGUCCAAAGGAGGUGUUUUAGCUCACUUGGAAAGACUAGAGAUUCAACUAAGUAAAUCCCAUAAAAAAUUGGAAGAGCCACAGAGAGAACAGGCAGUGGAAAGUGCUCUUGGAACCAAGAUUCAUAAACUGAGACUUCUGCGAGAUAAACUGAGUGCCGAAUUGAAACAACGUCAAGCCAGAGUUAAAGUAUCUGCUGCCAAUGUAGAGCCUGACCAAACAUUGGAGAUUAGUGAGCAAGAAAUUUUGGAGAGAAAACAGGAAAAUGUGAAAGCCAUUCUACAGGCAUAUCGUUUUACAGGGAUCAGUGGGAAACUGACCAGCCGAGGAGUCUGUGUUUGUAUCAGCACUGCUUUUGAGGGGAAUCUCCUGGAUUCCUAUUUUGUGGACCUUGUCAUACAGAAACCACUUCGGAUACAUCACCAUUCGAUUCCAGUCUUCAUUCCUUUAGAGGAGAUAGCUGCAAAAUACUUACAGACUAAUAUUCAGCACUUCCUGUUCAUUCUUUGCGAAUACCUAAAUGCUUACUCUGGGAGGAAGUACCAGGCAGAUCGACUUCAGAGUGACUUUGCAGCCUGUCUGGCUGGGCCCUUGCAGAGAAACUCACUGUGCAACUUGCUGUCAUUUACUUACAAAGUGGAGCCGAAGGACCAGUCCUUCCCAUUUUGUGCCAGGCUGCUGUAUAAGGACCUCACAACAGCCCUUCCAACUGAUGUCACCGUUACUUAUCGAGGGACGGAUGCAUCAGCCACCACGUGGGAAGAACAGCGAGCAGCCCAUGAACAUAUGUUUUUUACAAAGCCCCUGCAUCAAGUGUUUACUUCAUUUGCAAGAAAAGGAGAAAAGCUGGAUAUGAGCCUGGUCUCCUAGAAUAUUAGUGUCAUUGGGAGCACUUCAGAACUUUUGAAAAGAACGUUCUUGGAACACUUUAGGUAAAAGGAAAAUAUUGCACUUUCUGCUGUCAUGACUAAGGUGACUGGGGUUCCAGAAGAACCUUUCAAGAUUAUCAGGACGAGGGCCAUUUCACCUAAUUGAGACCACAGCGGAUGGAAAGCACUGCUUCCCAGGUCUAGCUGGGGCAGAGCACCUGCUGCCCUCGUCUUAAGCAGAACUUCCCCGCCUGUGCGCCCAGCCCGGCCCAAAGGCAGCAGCCUUGUUCCAGCUCCCAUAAGUUCCUGCUCACAGUGGCCAUGGCCUCUCGGGGGAAGGAGGGCUGGUCGGAACCUGGGCUCUGGAAGGAUUGUUCAAGGACUAUGCCUAAGAGCCCUACUCUCUGGGGAAGCUACAGGCACACAGGAAGAGCCUGGCCACCCUCAGAGCUCACACAUCCACGAACAAAUGAAGGCUUCAGGAGAUUUUUAAAUCUAAAGUCUAUGUGAGUGUGCACUUCAACAGUUGGGGAAUGCUGGGACUUGGUCAUUUGUCUUUCCCAAGGCCUUUCUUUGAUUCCCCAAAAUAAACUCCCUUCCCACUAGGA